GCAAUGGACUGUGACCUCACAGCUCUGCACUGCUCAUACUGGGGCGCAGCAGAGCCUGACCCAGCCGAGCUUGUUCCUGGUGUCUGGCUGAGCACGUUGGCGAGGUCUAGAGACCCAGCGAGGCUUUCUUGGUUUGUGCUGCGGGGUUUUGGGAGCUGUUCUCAGUGCCCAACCCCACCACAUUCCCUGUAUUUCCACCAUCCCACCUGGCUCAGGCAACUGGACCCCGAGAAGACUGCUGGAGGCACUGGAGUUGCAAAUGAGACGGGUGACAAAAAUGCACGGCCACUUUCACGAUUUGCCCGGUCCAAAUCACAGAACUGCCUGUGGAACACCAUUAUCGGUGGGCUGACUGGCAACCUCAAGGAAAGGCCAAAGCCCACCAUCAUCAGUGACCCUAGACCUCCUGAAGAGAUCCUCGCAGAUGAGCUGCCACCUGUGGAUAGUCCUGAGGCACUGGUGAAAGCAUCUUUCAGGUUGCGAUCUUUGGUAAAGCAACUAGAGAGAGGGGAAGCUUCAGUUGUAGACCUAAAGAAAAACCUGGAAUAUGCUGCGACGGUCCUUGAGUCAGUGUACAUUGACGAAACUAGGCGUUUACUGGACACAGAAGAUGAGCUCAGUGACAUCCAAUCUGACUCUGUGCCCUCAGAGGUCCGGGACUGGUUGGCUUCUACUUUCACACGGCAAAUGGGGAUGAUGCUCAAAAGGACAGAGGAGAAACCUCGGUUCAGGAGCAUUGUCCAUGCAGUACAAGCAGGGAUAUUUGUGGAAAGAAUGUACAGGCGGACGUCCAAUAUGGUCGGUUUGAGCUACCCACCAGCUGUAAUUGGAGUGCUAAAGAAUGUAGACAAGUGGUCCUUUGAUGUGUUUGCACUAAACGAUGCCAGUGGAGAUCAUGCACUGAAAUUCAUUUUCUAUGAACUUCUCACACGCUAUGAUCUGAUCAGUCGUUUCAAGAUCCCCAUUUCUGCCCUGGUGUCCUUUGUGGAAGCUCUGGAGGUUGGAUACAGCAAACACAAAAAUCCUUAUCACAACCUAAUGCAUGCUGCAGAUGUGACACAAACAGUCCAUUGCCUCCUUUUCAAGACAGGUGUAGUGCAUUGGCUGACAGAGCUGGAGAUCUUCGCUAUGAUCUUCGCAGCUGCUAUCCAUGAUUAUGAACACACAGGAACCACCAACAAUUUUCACAUCCAAACACGGUCAGACUCAGCCAUUCUGUAUAAUGACCGGUCUGUACUUGAAAAUCACCAUGUUAGUGCAGCAUAUCGUCUUUUACAAGAUGAUGAAGAGAUGAAUAUUUUAUCUAAUCUCUCAAAAGACGACUGGAGGGAGUUCAGGGCUCUGGUGAUUGAGAUGGUGUUAGCCACCGAUAUGUCCUGUCACUUCCAGCAAAUCAAAGCCAUGAAGAAUGCUUUGCAGCAGCCAGAAGGAAUUGACAAGCCGAAAGCCUUAUCACUGUUGUUGCAUACAGCAGAUAUCAGUCAUCCAGCCAAGGCCUGGGACCUUCAUCACCGCUGGACCAUGUCACUGCUAGAGGAGUUCUUCAGACAGGGUGACAAAGAAGCAGAACUAGGGCUUCCCUUCUCUCCAUUGUGUGACCGCAAGUCCACUAUGGUUGCUCAGUCUCAAAUAGGUUUCAUUGAUUUCAUCGUGGAACCCACUUUUACUGUGCUGACUGAUAUGACUGAGAAGAUUGUGACACCGCUCAUAGAUGAAGCUUCCCGUUCUGGCAUGUCUGGGUUCAGACGUUCCAGUCUGAAUAGCAUUAGUCCCUCUGAAGUUAAGAGAUCAAGUGUCAAGAGCACUGGGUCAGAAGGAAGUGCCUCACUCAAUUGCUCCAUACUCACUGUGGACUUCAAAUGUUUUAAAGCCACCUGGACUGAGGUGGUGCAGCAGAACCGGGAGAAAUGGAAAGCACAAGCCACCAAAGAAGAAAAAGCUAAGAAAGAAGCAGAGGAAAGUGAUCAUCAGGGAACAGAUGAAAAGAAAACAGAUGAAAAGGAUGAGAAGCCAACUGAAGAUGCCACUGCAGCAAAGACAGAGAACAGCAAAGAACCAAAUCCUGGGGAAAACAAAAGUUCAGAUUCCAAUGAGAAUUCCCAUGUACAUGGGACUGGGCGAGCUGGAGUGACCAGACAUGAAGCCUCUCAAGGAAAAAGUGCUCCUAGGACAGAUAAGGGAAUGGAUUCUCAUCACACAAUGAGGGAAGAGAAACAUGUCCAGAAUGGUGAAAUAAAGGAAGACAGUAUGGCAGACAAAAAAGAUCAAUCUAGUGUGGGAAAUGAAUCAAAGAAAACAGAUGAUCCAGAAGAGUAAAAACACUUUUUAAAAAAGAGACUGCAAAUUUCUUUCGUCAUUUUUGCCAAGCUUCUUCAUUCCUGUUCUCCUCCUCCUUCCACAAAGACCGGUUGCUGGGGAAGGCGUUAAACAACUUCCAAAACACUCCUCCUCCCACUGGCUAUUUCACAGCUAAUGACUCUGGGUUCUAGGGUGGGGGCACUGUUUUUCUGGGUGCGAUUUAGUUUUGUUUGUUCGUGUAUGUGUGCAUUUAUUGUUGUUUUGGGAAGUAAUUUUGAUUUAGAAAAAUCUGGUGAUUUUCUGAUGCAUUUGGUUCAAUUUUAUGGACAGGUGGAGCGCACAGACGAGUCAUCUUCAAAAGCUGGUACUGCCCUUUGCUAUUAUGCCUCAGCUUGUGAAAUCACAAUGUUAAGAUGAUGCAAAAGAACUUUAAAAAAUGAAAACGUUAUAAUACUUCACUGGAUAAUACUUCCCUUUUAUUCUUUUUCUUUUUCCCCAAGAGAUUUUUCCAAUUGUUGGUAGACACAACCUGACGUCCAUUUUACCCUUGCUGUAGAAGAUUGUAUGCGUAAGGGUGUUGAAUUUGUAGUCAAAUUGCCAUUUGUUAGGAUUUGGAGCUUAUCACAAACAGGGCAACAAGAGCAAAAUGUUUUUGUUUCAGAACAGGAGUAGGCGGACUCACUCAACCCUUGAUUUUAUAGUAUAUUUGCAGUUAGAAAGAGUCAGUGAAAGCGAUAUUCCUUUGGGGCACAUUUUGUCAGCCUCUGAGAGUAUGUACUAAUGUACUGCUUGAGGUGCCUGACUUAAUUUGGGAUUACAGAUAAUGAGCUGUUUCCCGCAUCUAUUCAUUGACUACCAGUAAUUGCUUUGCCUGUCCUGGAGGUCUAAAAGAAGAAGAGCAGCAGGGAAUCACGCGGAUCAAUUCUUACUUUCAUCUCAGUGUGAUACUUCUUUCAUCACUGACUGAAUGGACAGGCCAAAGAAGGAAAAGCAAGGCUGGAGAAGUACAGACAGACAAAACCAAAAUGUCCUAAAUACGCUCCUGGAGUCGGUGGAUAAAUCUGUCUCAUCCAGUAGAGUCAGACACAUGGACAGUAGCCAUCAUUUUGGCCUACUUCAGGGAAGAAAUGCUGAAAAACCUCCUCACUCAGGCUUUGAUUCAGGAGGGUCUAUUUUUAUGAGAAACAGCAAAUGUUUGUAAGUGUUUUUCUGCCUUGGAAUCUUAGUAAGGAUCUAUUUAACUGUGAGCAAUUUUACCUGUCUUUGUGGAAAUCAAGGCACAUGUUUUUACACAUAAAGUUGUUUUUGCCUAACUUCUUUUUAUUCAGGAUAAGGUUGUGCUGUGUUAGUCGUAAAUGUAUCUCACAAGGAAUCGGAUGGCAGUCAUUGCUUUUUGCUGCGUAGAGAACAUGUAAACACUGGCUUAGGAAGGCAGUUAUUUGGCGUUUCCUUUUCAUAUUCAGAAGCACAGGACUUCACCACCAGCCUCUAUUGAAGCUCUGUUCCUGCUUCAGCUGUAUACGUACAGGGCCGAUAUUCAUGUAAAACUAGCAAACAUCAUAGCAGUUAGCUCAGCCUCAAUCUGCACUUAAACGUGAGUACCUUCUCACUCAGGAGUGUUUGUAUUUGAGAUUUUAGUUAUUGAGACUAGAGACAUUUUGAGUUCCUUUUGUUUUGGACACCAGAUUGGUCAAAGCCGGAGACUUAGAUUAGGUUCAUGCCAUGGAAAGGUUGCACCUUUAAUCACGUUUUCAGAAAUAAGAUGUGAAAAAGUAACUCUUGCAGUUCCUAGAUCUCACCGUUGGCAUCAGUGUACCAGCUCAUUUAAAUAUAAGGGCACACAGUGUUCACAGCAGUGAGCUCCUGCUUCAGCAGUAGUUCUGUGUGUAUCCUGGGGUAGGUUCGGUGAAAAAAGGAGCACUGAAAAAAGGAGGUGGCACCAGACACACUCCGUGCCAUGUAAUAGGGAAAGGCUGUCACCUCAUAGCACUUUUCCACCUCCCCUUUCCUCCACCAUCAGCAUUCAGCCCCAUUUCAGAGCGGUAGGCUCCCUUUUUGGAGGGAGAUCACCAAUGAAGUAUCAAUACUGCAAAUGAAACACCGCAGUAAUGACUCAGUCCCUGCUGAGUCAGACUUCCUGGAGUCAAGGAGAACAUAUCCUGCCCAAGAGCUUGGUCAGAGAUGCAGGAUGGUUUAGUCAAUACUUUUGAAGUUAUCUUUACCGAACCGUACAGUGACUAAAGAUACCUACAUCAUACCCAGUAGGAUAAUAAUAAUAAUAAAAAGUAAAUAUUUUUCUUCAUCUGCUUCUGCUUUCUUUCUUUCUGGGACUGACUUCAUUCAGGCAGCAAAGCAAGAUGGCUUAAUUCACAGCCAUCAGUUCUUGUUUCUCAUGCCCUUGCACAAAGGUGAGAGAUCAAGCUAGAAAAGGUUUUUCCUGUGUUGCCAGGAUUGUUGGCCACUGGCAGGAGCUACAAAAGAAGCAGUGGGUUUGCUGUCUUUUGGGACUGCAGAUCAGAACAGGGUACUGCUCUAGAACAGAUGCUGUAGUCAGAGAAUUACUGAUUUCAGCACACGGGUGUGCAGAAAUUUCGUUGCAAUACACAGGCAGGCAGUUAGCUCUAAUAUUUUCCUGCCCUUUUAAAGUCAUCUGAACUGGGUACCAUGGAUUAGUAGUACUUGGAAUUUUUUUCACUGUCACUGACAAAAAAAAAAUUAAAAAAUUCCCAAUGAAGUCUUUCCUAUUAGUCUGGAAACAUAUGAAGUGAAAGUUAAAUCUGGGAAAUGAGAUCCUACAAAGGAACUAGGCUAGAUGAAAGGAUGUGUCAUGGACACCCGUCCCAGAUCACACCUACAUGACUGCACCAGACUCCCUGCCUCCCUGGAACACUCUGCAGCCCUGUGCCAGUGCAUUGUGAGCCAAGGAGUGGUAUGUUUAGACACCUCUCAGUUCAACCAGAGAUCAGCCACCAUGCAAUUGUGUAAAAAAAAUAAUAAGCUUUCAAAAAAAGCCAAACCCCAAAGCCAACCAACCAAAAAACCCAUGCAGAAUUUCUUUCUCUGACUUUAUUCCAUGAAAGAAAAAAGAAAAGAGGAAAAGGAUUAGGUCUUUAUCAGCUAAUGGCAUCGUCUUCAAUUCACAAUAAGGUAUUUCUGUUGUUGCAUCCUUACCUAAUUCUUGCCUGGAUGUAUAGGAAACUGUUUUUAGGUGCCUUCCUUUUCUAGCCCCAGAGUGCAUAAGUAAGGAACAAGACAGAAAUACUGCAAAUGAAGGGUCCAUGCUGUUGGCUGCAGGCUGAAAUCCUAAGGAGUUCUUUGGGAGGCCCCUCAGGCAGAUACAAAGGGAUCUCCUGGUGUCAGAGAGCUCUGACUGCUGGGGGAGUACCAGGCAUCCCUUACAUCCUAGAAACCGUGGUGUGAUGCCAGAGGGUGAAUCCAGACACUUCCCCUCUUAAGACACGGUUGCAGGUAGACCUGUCAGUAUUCUCUACUGUAUCUGGACCUGGCAUUCAGGGAAUUAGAAGACCUUUGGCUCCUGCUGAUGUAGUGCUUAAACUCCUGGAUACUCUAUAAUUAAAAAAAAAAAAAAGAUCUUUGUUAUUAUCCUGUCCAUUAUUUAAGUGGCAUAAAGGGUGGCAGCUCUCUGAGCUGCGCUUAUUUGAUGAUUAGAAUUAUUCAUCUGUGUGACAGCAUGCAAAAAGCGUUCACACAUGAAAGAAAGGGUUUGUUUACCUUUCUUGAUGACUAAGCCUGUGAGGUGCUCUCUAGCUUUCCUUACGAACAGCACAACCUAUCUUUUCCAAGUUAUGCGGUCAGAUUUUUGUGAUUCCUUAUAAGGAUGAUGCAAAUCAACAUUAGUUUUAGUUUUGUUUUGGUAGUCGGUGGCAAAAUAGGUGGCAGAUGAAAAGAGGAAAUGUUGAUGUUCUAGAUUUAAAAUGUCUUUCACAGUAGUCAAUCUAAGCAGACUGAUGCUUAUCUGAAAGUGCAGCUUUUAGUGUAGCUUUGGCUGUUAUAUAUACUCCCUGUGUAUUGAUGCAGUAGAAUGUUUAGCAGCAGAAUGAUGGAAACUGACAUGGACAAUACUUUUGGAGCCUCAUCUGCAGUUAAGUAGCCCAUCUUCAGAAAUUGAUGAGAUGGUCCGAAAUAUUCUGUAUUGGCUCCUUUCUUCUCCCAGUUUAUUUCAUAAUAGUGAAGCUCAUCCUCCUCUGAUGAUACAUACUGGAUGUUUGCCAGCGAUGCUCAGCAAAUGACAGCAUAGUCAAGUGCUUCUCUGUCACUCGUUUGACCGACCACCCCACCCGAUAAUUAAAAACAACAGAGCCAUCGCCAGUGCUGGACCAGUUCUGCUCUAUCUCAGAGGUGAUGUUGGAGUGUAAGCAUUCUGAAAUGGGACCUCCCUUGCUGAUGGCAAGACUGAGCCCUGACAACACAGGCUGUGCAAACUGCCAUCUGGAUCUUAUCUUGUGGGUAGAAGGGAGGGGAAAAUGGUUAUAUGUUUCAGGGUGCAAACUCUGCUCCCUCCAAAGCAGGUGCAGAGCUCUGCCCUGUGGCAUCAGCAGGUUUGUCCCGAUCUUGUUUUGAUCACAGGUGUACAUCCUAAUGCAGUGCUUGCUUUGCUUCCAUAGGCCCAGGGGUUUUGCAAUUUCAGCCAGCCCUCUCUAUGUCUGCUUCCUGUCAUGAAAGUAGAACCACUGCUGAUGCAACCGUUUUCUGUUAGAAAAGAGCACAGGCCUUGCAUGUUCAUUUGCUGAGCCUGCCCUCUCUUUGUCACAGUGUCUGUUUCUCACCCAGAGCAAGCAUGGAGAGUUCUCACCUGUGCCCAGGCAGCACUGCAGCACACAUUAUCAGCCCACUGUGCCUCCUUCACAGCAGCAGCUCUCUCUUUGGCAACUUGAGCAUGGCGUAGAAGCAAAUGGAGCUGCUCCCAGAGCAGCUGGCUCAGGACUUGCAGCUGUCAUGGCUUUCCAGCCCAGAGCUCAGUUUUAGCGGGUUGACCCUAAUGCUUAAGUGCAUGACAGCACUCACAAACCUCACAGCACACUCCAGGCAUUCUGUCCUCUUCUGUUUUCUUCCUAAUACGAAUGUGUCACUGCUGCGCACUCAUUGCAACCCAGGUUUAAAGCUGUCCAGUGGUAGGAGGAAUGUACAUAUCCCAUUGUCUCUGCUGGUGGUCAUAGGAGUGCAUCUAUCAGAUAAAACUACUUAUGAUCAUUGAGGUUUUCUAAGAAUAAAGCCUAGCAGUAGAAUGACAGAGUGAGCCUUUUCCUUUUCCUCUCGCUUGGAUGAUAUUUUUAUACAAUUUUAUAUGCAAUUUUUUAAAAUAUCAGCUAUUUUUAUUGUAGGGUUCUGGUUGGAGUUUUACCAGAACUUCUGGUUGUCUACAGGCCCAGAUUCUCACAAGAAUAUUUUCCUUCCCUUUUCUCUUUCCCCUUCUUCCCUGAUUGACAAAAGCCAUUGCGUUUGCAACAUCAGCUUUGAGCAAAAUAGCACCUAGGCCUGAUCACUCUUUUAGUUGCACUGAAAUCAAAGGAAGUUGCAUGCAAAGUCCUGCUGGUCCCUCUGCAGCAUCUGGGGCCCAAGACUAAAUAAUCAAGAGCUCUAAGAACUCCUUGAAUGCAGGGCAGUCCUGCAUCAGGGUAGUGCUUUCUUCCUGUGCUGUGGUAGGAGCUGCUUCCAACAGCACCUGUUUAAAAAAGACACUACAGCUCUCAUUGUUACUAUGACGCUACCUUUUUGUGAGCAAAUGAAUGGGCAAGCACCUCCAUCAAAGGCAUCUUCAGCGACUGUCUUCAGCAGGGAGGAGGGGUGAACAUGAGGGCUUUUCUACCAUGCAGAUUUCCCUGCUCUGUGGUUAACACUCCAGUGACAGGUCCUAAAUGGAGUUAAGAAAAAUCAAACUUAUUUAUUGGCAGGAGGGCUAAGGGAAGGUUAAUCAAAUUCAAGGAUCUUGGUCUUGCAAAACAACUUUAGCUCAGCUGGCAUUCUGCAGGGAAUUCUAUGUAUGAAGCUUGAACAUAAAGUUUAGAGUAUGUUUAUAUUAGCAGAACUGAUAACGGAGAUGUCCUUUUUGAACUAAACUAUAAUAACCAAUAGACACCUGUUCUCUAAUCUUUUCCAAGGAAGAGAGGCAGGUUGUUAUGCUAUUUUGCACUGGGGUGUGGAAAACAAAUUAAAAUCCAUGCCGAAAGUAAAACUCAACACACUUGGGACUGGGACUGGGUGGGUAGGGUGAUGAAAAAAAAAAACCUAUUUGGUUUGAUAAGACUCAUGGGGAAAAAAAAAAAUAAAUGCAAAACUGAAAUGAAUCAUGUCAUGUAAUGCAAGUAUUCUCAACUGUUCUGAGAAUAAUUUUAAACAAUAUACAUUUAUUUUUAGUUCCAUAUUUGAAAGAAGAGGCUUGUGGUCUCUUAAAUGUACAGAGCAUUUUUCAGCAUUCCAGUUUUUCUGUAACUGAGUCCAUGUAUAUUCAUCCUAUUACCAAAUAAAAAUGAUGAGGUCUCCAUUCCAGUUGAAUUAAA
Molecule: messenger RNA, 8816 nt
Organism: Coturnix japonica (Japanese quail)
Lineage: Eukaryota; Metazoa; Chordata; Aves; Galliformes; Phasianidae
Source: RefSeq, a predicted model, not a curated record